Rhineura floridana is the source of this 3293-nucleotide messenger RNA. RefSeq names its product ATPase H+ transporting accessory protein 2 (gene ATP6AP2). Gene Ontology annotation, molecular function: signaling receptor activity. The record is from RefSeq and is a predicted model, not a curated record. The coding region runs from base 204 to 1271 and encodes 355 amino acids. NCBI's taxonomy places the organism in Eukaryota, Metazoa, Chordata, Lepidosauria, Squamata, Rhineuridae. The transcript has 9 exons. Gene Ontology annotation, cellular component: membrane; external side of plasma membrane. Gene Ontology annotation, biological process: positive regulation of Wnt signaling pathway.
UAUCUGACGUUGUUAUUGGUCACAAUGCCUUGUCACUCAGAAUGUAGCCACGCCUUCUGACCUCUAGCUUGGCGAUGUACGCUCUCUGAGUGGUGGAUGAUUUCUUCCAUUAGUGUUGGAGCGUGGGGGCAGGCUUGGGCUGAGGUUUAUACUUCCUCUUUUGCUUGUCUCUGGGUAGCUGGGACGCGACGGUGGGAGAAGCAAUGAUGGGGACUCGGUGGGCCGGGUUGGUUGUCUGGCUGGUGUCAGCCCUUGUGGCAGGUAUUUCUGCCAAUGAAUUCAGUAUAUUGAGAUCUCCCGAAUCAGUUGUUUUCCGUGAAGGAAGUUGGCCAAUACCCGGAGAGCGAAUUCCAGAUGUAGCAGCAUUAUCCAUGGGCUUCUCUAUUGAGGAAGAUCUCUCUUGGCCUGGGCUAGCAGUAGGUGAUCUCUUCCGACGUCCUCGAGCUACAGUUCUAGUAAGAGUGACUGGGAUAGACAAACUAAAGUUGCCUAAAAAUGGCAUAUCUUAUCCAGUUGAGAAUGCGGUUCCUUUCAGCUUGGAUGGCGUUGCAAAUGCAAUUCACACCUUGUUUUCUGAAGAAACCCCUGUAGUCGUACAGCUAGCUCCUAGUGAGGAGAGAGUAUAUAUGGUGGGAAAGGCAAACUCUGUAUUUGAGGAUCUUUCUGUUACAUUGCGGCAGCUUCGGAAUAGAUUAUUCCAGGAAAAUUCUGUUCUUGCUUCACUUCCCCUCAACUCACUGAGCAGAAACAAUGAGGUUGACCUGCUCUUCCUGUCAGAAUUACAAGUUUUACAUGAUAUCACAAGCUUGCUAUCCAGGCACAAACAUCUGGCCAAAGAUCAUUCACCAGAUCUAUAUUCUCUGGAGCUCUCUGGGUUGGAAGAAAUUAGCAAACGUUAUGGGGAAGAUUCACAGCAAUUCAAGGAUGCCUCUCAGAUUCUUGCAGACUCCUUACAAAAGUUUGCAGAUGACAUGUACAGUCUCUACAGUGGGAAUGCAGUGGUUGAGGUAGUGACCGUGAAGACAUUUGACACUCCCUUUGUGAGGAAGUCGCGAUCCAUCCUACAGUCGCCACAGACCAAACCUGAAAAUCCAUAUAACAUAGGAUAUCCUUUCAACUUUGACUAUGCUGUGAUCUUCAACAUAGUCUUCUGGAUCAUGAUAGGUCUUGCCAUAGCUGUGAUUGUAAUCUCCUACAGUCUCUGGAAUAUGGAUCCAGGCUAUGACAGCAUCAUUUAUAGGAUGACCAACCAGAAGAUUAGGAUGGAUUAAGGUUCAGAUUCAAGCUUAAAAGGAGUAAGACUUCUUCCAGUGCUCUGGCAUGGUUCGGUAUGGACUUUUUUUUAACAGUGCAGAUAUUUCUGUGAAGUGUCCCUUUGUGUUUUCCUUGAGGUUAUAUCUAAAGGGUUAGCAGUGGACAUAGUCAACUUGCAGAGAUGAAACUGCUCACUGCUAUGAAAUCAUGAGCAAAUGCGUAUUGACAAUAUAUGAAAAUGAUUCCAUUUGUGGCUGUGCAAUAUGCAUUUAGUUUUAGACAUGCUGCUCUGUGUUGUGUGACUAACUGUAUGAAAUGAAUGCACUGAAAAUGUACUAGUGACUUGCUUUGUUUAACUUCUUUGCACUGGCAAUUUUGGAUGUUACCUUGAGACCGUGUUGUAGAUUAUGAAUUAAAUAAAUUGUUAAGGUAAAUACUUUAAAUUGCUGUCUGCAGGGAUCUAGUCCCUGUUAAGCAGCUUCUUUAACCAGAGCUGUUUAGUUAAAAUAGAACCUGGCUUAUGUGUACAUGGUUGUGAGCUACCCUACAAAUGUUAUUCAGGUGAAUGUUUGUUUAAAAACUGUACAGAAGUGGUCUAGAACAAGGAAGAAAAACACAUGUUGCUACAGAAGAAAGCAUUAGAAAUUGCAGCAGUGCAGGAUCUUGUACAUGUCAGAUUGUACUAGAAGUUGAAAAGAAAGGAUGGUAUUGCGAAACUGCAAUGACGGCAUGUAUAUUGCAAGUUCUUUCACUUUAUUCUGUAUUACCAUGCUACUAAUGAUCAGCUAAUAUCUAUUUCCAUUACUUGUGCUUGGUUGGAGAUUGACUACAUGGUGCUUGUUGAGAUGUACAAAGGCAUGGCCAGAAUCUCCAAUGUAAAGGGCUUUAUCCUGCCAAUCCUAUAGAUAAUUCAAUGGAUAAGUUUAUAAAUUUCAUUAACUGUAGGUAAUUGGAGACUUUGUACUAGUUGUGAUUCAGCUCAUUUCAAUUUAGAUGGUGCAAUUAUCUUAGUAAUUGACCCAAACAUACACCGUUAUAGAUGCUGAACUUUGACGAGAGUUUUACUGCAAUAGGUGCCAGUGUGCUGCAACUACCACCUCCAAUCAGUCCUUGCCCAUUAUUGCGGUUUCAGGUAAAACAUGAUAGGGGUGUGUUCCUAGUAUACAUACAUGAAAAAUGCUUUAAUUCCAAUUCCAGAGGUAAAAUUACAUAAUUGUAAAAAUGUAAAAAAAUCACAGAAAUACUUGCCUUCCAAUCUAGUGUGGACAGUAUUCUCUCUAUAUAAAGAUGUUGUAUGAAAACUUUACUUUCUAAUUUCGCUAAGUGUCCUGUAGUCUAAAAAACCUGAAUUUCUCACAGUGGUUAUCGGGUGCAGAGGAAACCUCAAAACUCAUCAGUCCUGUUGCAGACCAGUAGCUUUGCUAGAUAGAGGAUCAGUGUUUAAAGCCUAAAACUUAUUCCCAAAAUAAAAUCUGAAAUCAAAACUGGCUAGUAAUGUGCAAUGAAAAAACAUGAUGCAGCUGAGCAUUAGCCAUACCUAAAUCCAUUGGCCUGCUUGUCCCCUUGUAUCAAUUGUUCACUGAUUCAAAUUUUUGUUAGACCCUACAGCUGAUACCUAGUAAUUCAUAGACUGUGACAAUUUGAGGCUUUUUACUGAACUCUGAAUCAGAAGAAGUUAGUUACUGUAAGCCCAUUGGAAUAAAUUGGACAAGUUCAUCACACUAGUUUUGUACCUAGUACUGUCUUGGCUAGUUUGUUGAACAAGACAGGAGAGAUAUCAGAAAACAAGAUGCUAACGAAUGAGGCUGUGUUGCAUAGUUGUAUCAGAGUCUUGUAUGUUGAAGGACUGUAUCUUAAAUUUGAACUAGUUGUUAAGACAUUGUCCAUCAUAAGUCUUCUAAAUCUUAGCCCUCUAGGUAAUUUAACAGAUAAUGAAACAAGUAUUUAAAUAUAUUCUGUCUCCCCAAAGGAUCAUGCAUGCAUUAUAGGAUUUUGGUUUUUCUAAUAUGUGUGGAAUAAUAAAUGUUUGACCUUGUCAA